AUGAUUGUCGAAGGCUCAAGAAUCAAGGCUGCCACUGAAGUGCUGAACCGAUUCGAGACCGAAGCUCCACGGCCGCACCUUUAUUCACCACUUGCUUCCUGCUUCACCUUCAUUCGAGACCGACCCAAUGGCGUCCAGCGUCCCUCUCGUGUCUGCAAUGCAAGUCUGCAACUACUCCAACUUGGAGAUCCUUACGUAAGACAAUGUGGGAGUGAUCCUAUUGUAACAUAUGGCUUUAAUAGUUUAAAUAAAACGAAAAGACUUGGUCUUCAUGUCGGCAACAUUAAUAGUUUUCACAAUAGAGAACUUAAGAAAAGUGAGGAUCUAAUGAUCCAAGAUCGAUCUAUUGUCGUUUCCUUUCAUAAGCAAAUUGAGAAGGAGAAGAAUGAGCACCGAAUACGAUUAAAUGCUUCAAUUAAGGCACGCAGAUUAUUGUUGAAGAAUACAUUUCCCUUUCAUGGUCACGAUGAAUCUGAAAUGCCUAUUUAUAAAGGCAUGUUCUUAGAAACAUUUUCCUUAAUUGGUGAUUGCAAUGAGGAUGUAGUUGACGAGUCUAGUGACGUUUCUAAUAAGGAACAAAUGGCAAUGGUUUUACGGUAUGCUGAUGCACGUAGUAUUGUUAAGGAGAGAAUUUUUGGUAUUGUUCAUGUAAGAGGGCAAGGUUAUGACGAAGCAAGCAAUAUCCGUUGUAAGUUCAAUGGAUUAAUGGCCUUGAUCUUGAAUGACAAUAGGUCGACAUAUUAUAUCCAUUGUUUUGCUCACCAACUUCAAUUAAUUGUUGUGGCGGUUGCAAAUAAACAUGACGGAGUUGAGAAAUUUUUUAAUAUGUUAGGAAUGGUGAUCAAUGUAGUGAAUGCUUCUAGCAAGCAUAAAGACAUGUUUCGACAAAGUUACAAAGAUAGAGUGCAAGAAGCAAUUGAUAAGUGUGAAAUUGAAACUGGAAUAAGGAAGUACUAA
This is a messenger RNA of Cynara cardunculus var. scolymus (artichoke), 957 nucleotides long. Its product is annotated as zinc finger MYM-type protein 1-like. The transcript has 4 exons. The coding region runs from base 1 to 957 and encodes 318 amino acids. The record is from RefSeq and is a predicted model, not a curated record. Lineage: Eukaryota; Viridiplantae; Streptophyta; Magnoliopsida; Asterales; Asteraceae.